AUGAAGACCCGCUUCCGUCUGAACUACGACUUUCUCGACCAAUUGACCGAUGAGAAGCUAGCCGAAGCGGCGACGAAAGAGCUCCUCCGAAGUGGUGGGAAUCCGGACGAUAAGUUUGUGCACCCAUGCGACGAUCUAGCCCUCCGCGAGGAAUGGCUCCAAGAGUGCCAGUCUGUGGUUUUGGUUGACAUUACUCUUUACUAUACUUCCGUAUGCGUGAUGGCGCUCAAGGCACAAUAUCGCUGCGAGUACGACGAUUCCAAAAUUCUCUUGAAACAGGGACCUAUGCACUACUUUGCCAAGGGUCUCUUUUCCUUUCAAUGUGGCGAGAAUUCCAGUGAGGAUAUCAUACAGCUCAAAAUCACCAGAAAGGAGUCCAUUAUCAAGGUUCGCCCCGAGAGAAAUGGAGAAAAAGGCAAAGCUGUGACAGUAUCCACUUCAAAUCCGUCAAUAUCAACGUCCAUUUGA
This is a messenger RNA of Seminavis robusta, 468 nucleotides long. Lineage: Eukaryota; Bacillariophyta; Bacillariophyceae; Naviculales; Naviculaceae. The record is from the annotation of a GenBank genome assembly.